Messenger RNA from Dreissena polymorpha, 2282 nucleotides. RefSeq names its product zinc finger protein Noc-like. Bases 357 to 1898 code for a protein of 513 amino acids. Gene Ontology annotation, biological process: negative regulation of DNA-templated transcription. Gene Ontology annotation, cellular component: nucleus. The record is from RefSeq and is a predicted model, not a curated record. Lineage: Eukaryota; Metazoa; Mollusca; Bivalvia; Myida; Dreissenidae. The transcript is spliced from 2 exons.
CCUCCUAUUGAAAACGAACGAGUUUUCCCACCAAUUAAACGCGGCGAAAGAAGACAAGUGUCAAACUGUCGGAAACGAAUCUUGACAAUCCUUACCGUGUAAUGUACGGAAUUGAGCGUUUGAAAUAGCGACUAUAUGGGCGGCAUAGAAAGAAAAUCGUUGAACAGAGAAGGCAGUAAAUUGAUUGACAACUGUUUCUGUCCGAGUGAUACAUAACUUCUAUCAAAGUUGUCAACGGUUUAUAUCGCCGCGCUGUUUUUUGAGAGUGGAUAUAGUGUGUGGAGUGAUCUGGGAGUAGUUAUUGUUCUGAUAUUUGAAAGAAAACUUUUGGAUAAACUUGUUUACAAAUUCAUGAUAUGCCGGUGACAGAUCGUUACGAUACAUCCAACAUGCUGCCGGCGUCGGCUUCUCAAUAUCUACCGCCGGACUAUUUCCAGCCCCUGCCGACAACAUUGGACGCCAAGAACAGCCCAUUGGCCUUGCUGGCACAGACGUGUAGCAGCAUAGGGAAAGACCCACCAUCAAAAUCUAUCAUACCGCCAUUGGAGAAGAAAGAUACCCCACAGAAAUCGACUUCCAGCGAGCGAGACCUGAAAACGAGUUCCCCGAAAGAGAAAGACGGACGAGUGUCCAGCGAAAGUCAUCGGUCUUCUUCUAGUGUUAGCAAGGACAUUCCGAAUUUCUAUCCCAUAUCAACGUCUAGUCCAAAGCCGGUGAAAUCUCAUUCAGACAAUCUAGGGACAAAGGAUGGGCGGAAAUCGGCUGAUAACGAUAACAAAUCACAUUCGGUUACAUCUCGACCUUUGUCUUCUUCAUCAGCCAGCGGAUUAAAAUCAAACAAUGACAGGUCAAGCCCUCGUUUGAAGACCAAUGAGCAAAUUAAAGAGGUUCAGGAGACGAAACACUCCCCGAAAAGCAGGCGAUCCGAAUCUCCAGUGCGGAGGGACAAUAGGUCACCAUCGCCCGAAAUCAAGCAUGGUUCUCUAUAUCCGGGGCUUCCGUACGGUCCCAUGGGCUACCCUGGUUACCCAUACGGGCCGGGAAGCUCUUUUCCGAGCUCUGCCGAGGCUCUUGCAGCUGCCGGAUAUCCAUUCGGCCUCUCGGGUCAGAGUGCGUAUAGUCUUGCGUCUGCUCAUGCGCUUGCCGCACACCAGGCGGCAUUGAAGUCAAACUCGUCAGCUGCCUUGUCACAAUACAUGCAGUAUGCACGAUUAAGGGCCCCCGUUCCCGGUAUGUCAGGGUGCAAGGAUCCAUAUUGUACUAACUGUAUGUCAUCAGGCGUACAUCCCAGCUCACAUCUGUCACAAUGUACCUCACCCGGAUGUACACAGUGUUCACAGGAAAAAGCUUUACAGGGCCUGUUUGGACUUCCAGGUUCAAAUCCACUUCACUCGUCGUUAUCUGGCAUCCCGUCGUCGGCGUCUCUUGGACUUUCCCAUUUACACAAUUUAUAUGCUCAAAACAUGUUGUCACAACAUGGACAACAACACGUGUGUAAUUGGAUGAUGGGAAGUGACUAUUGUGGAAAGCGGUUUAAUUCAUCCGAAGAGUUAUUACAACAUCUCCGAACGCACACUUCCGGUGGGGAGUCCGCUCUCAGUGCCUACAGCUCCCUGGGACUGUCAAUCCCCACCCCCGGGGAUCUACCCGGUCUCCAAGGGUAUUUAGGCUCGGGUAGCAACAUCAGUCCGGAAACAUUGCGGAGAAUGUACCCGACGAGCUUGAGUCCGCUUGGCGGUGGAUCGGCCUUGUCGAGUGGACGAUAUCACCCGUAUAAAUCGGCCAUGGCUAAUAUGCCACCCGGACUUCCACCUCAUCCAUCGUUGUCGUCGUUGGGGCUGUAUUAUUCUCCGUACAAUAUGUACGGGCAACGAAUAGGCUCGGCAGCAGUGCCUUAGUAAAAACAGUGGACAAUCCUUGCCAUUGCUGCUGAUAUUUUAUUCUCUCAUUUGGAGUUAAAUUCAUUAUCAGUAGAAUAUUGUGAUAUUUAUUAAAAGAACUGACGCGCGUAUUUGUGACCUGAUAGUUUUGAAGUUGUUCAUAUGUUGCAAACAUGUUGAAGAUAAUGAAAAUUAAAUGUGCUUUUUAUUUAUUUAAUAUUCAGAUUAUGUGCUGUUGUUGGUUUAUGAGUAAUUGUAAUUCAAGGUGUAAUAAAAUUACAAAUUAUGAUGCAGAAAAUAUGAGUGAAAUAAUAGUUAGAAUGCCUAUAAAUGUUUAUAUAAAAUGAUUUAUUCUGUUUUCAUUUAUAACAUAUGUCAGAUUAUUAAAUCCGAUGAAAAUUA